AUUCCCCGUCAGCACCAGGCGAUCGCCGAGAAACAGCGACAGGAGCGAGACCUGUGUGUAAACAACACAGUUCUCCUCCCUGUCAGCUUGGGGACACUGCUUUGGAUGGCUGUGCACAGCCAUCCAAAGCAGUGUGCUUACAGUGAAGCACACAGACUGUCCCCCAUAGUAAAACACACCCAGAACAUAGUUAACCCUUUUGAUCACCCCUCAUGGUAACCCCUUCCUGCUCAGUGCCAUUAGAACAGUGUCAGUGCUUUUUUUAGCACUGAUCACUGUAUUGGUGUCACUGGAGAUGUCAGUAACACCAAGUCAGUUCCCCCCAGUGUCGGAAUGCCUGCCACAGUCCCGCUAUAAGUCGGUGA
Messenger RNA from Staurois parvus, 365 nucleotides. Lineage: Eukaryota; Metazoa; Chordata; Amphibia; Anura; Ranidae. The record is from the annotation of a GenBank genome assembly.